AUGAAAAGAAGCUAUGAGAAAAACGUGAAAGAGAAUCGCGUUCCUACAAAAUGUGCUUUAGUUGGCGAUGUUCCAAGAAACAGAACUAACCUAAUCAGACUAUCUAUUGGAAUGAAACUCAAAGAUUAUUCAAAAGAAGCUUCCAGUGAUGGUUUUUUGUCUUGCUUGAUUUUACAAGGUUUUCUUCUUCUUCUUGUAGUUAUUUUAAUUGAACUUAAAAGCAAUCAAAAUUAA
Molecule: messenger RNA, 234 nt
Organism: Clunio marinus
Lineage: Eukaryota; Metazoa; Arthropoda; Insecta; Diptera; Chironomidae
Source: the annotation of a GenBank genome assembly